Molecule: messenger RNA, 5603 nt
Organism: Cercocebus atys (sooty mangabey)
Lineage: Eukaryota; Metazoa; Chordata; Mammalia; Primates; Cercopithecidae
Product: chromosome unknown open reading frame, human C18orf54
Exons: 8
Coding region: 226-1716 (496 amino acids)
Source: RefSeq, a predicted model, not a curated record
AAGAAUGUCAUCAUGGACUGAAUUAGUGCCGGUUCUUUCUGUUAUUUCUUAGGUUUUCAAAUAUACAUCCUAUUACUGUACUGAGGUGGACAGGGAUUCCCUCAAUUUUAAUAACGGACAAACAGUAAGAAGAACACGUUGAGUUGAUUUUCACAUUAUUUAAGCUUCCUUUAAAAGAGUUGUUUUUAAGGGAAAUGAAUAGAAAUAAUCCACUUUGAAGAAGCCAUGGCAAAAUCAAAGACAAAACAUAGACUUUGUUCUCGAGAAUCUUCAGUAUCUUCACUGCUGGCAAGCUGCAGCCUGAGUGAUAGUAAUUCCUCUAAUUCUGAUGGCUCUUAUCACUAUAAAGAUAAGCUGUACAGAUCUGCUUCUCAAGCUCUACAGGCUUAUAUUGAUGAUUUUGAUCUAAGCCAAAUGUAUCCUGGUACCAGCACUGGAAAAAUUAACAUUGAUGAGGAUUUUACUAAUAUGUCACAGUUCUGCAACUAUAUUUACAAACCAAACAAUGCUUUUGAAAACCUUGAUCAUAAAAAGCACUCAAACUUCAUCUCCUGUAGAAGACAGACUAUUAAUGACAUAGACUCCAUGAGCCUAACAACUGAUGAUCUAUUAAGACUCCCAGCAGAUGGAUCAUUUUCUUAUACUUAUGUUGGACCAAGUCACCGAACGAACAAGAAAAACAAGAAAUGCCAUGGAAGACUGGGUUCAUCGGACGUUGAGAAGAAUCCAAAUUUUCAAGGACCCUCCACUCCCAUGGGCAAGGAUAACUUUGUUACUCCUGUUGUAUGCACAAAUAUAAAUGGAAAGCAAUGUGGUAGGCUAAAAAACCCAAAACUUAUGAAUAGGACUAAUAAUUGCAUAUCUGAAUCAUCCUUGUCUUUUCCCAAGAAAUCGUCUUUCAAGGACAGUUCAGAACACAGUCUUGAAAAGAAUUAUCCAAGAUGGCUCACUAGCCAGAAAUCUGACCUUAAUGUUUCAGGGAUAACUAGUAUACCUGAUUUCAAAUACCCAGUCUGGCUCCACAAUCAAGACUUGCUACCUGAUGCAAAUAGUCAAAGGGUUUGUCAAAUAUUUAAAGAUGAUCAGUGUUCCCAUAAACACAGUCAUCAAGCACAAGGAACUUCUCAGCUUAUGAAUAAAUUAGAUUGUUUUGAAUAUGCUUUUGAACCCUCAAACUUUUCAAAUUCCUUGAGUGAUGAUAAAGAAUUAGUUAAUGAAUACAAAUGUGAUUUUGAACAUAGUCAAUGUGAAUGUGAGAAUCCACUUCUCCCAGGACAAUCCACAAAGCCAUUCAGUGGUGACAAAAUUGAAUUGCUUAUCUUGAAGGCCAAGAGAAAUCUAGAGCAGUGUACUGAAGAAUUACCAAAGUCCAUGAAAAAGGAUGACAGUCCUUGCUCAUUAGAUAAACUUGAAGCAGAAAGAUCAUGGGAAAAUAUUCCUGUUACUUUCAAAUCUCCUAUUCCUGUUAACUCUGAUGAUAGUCCUCAACAAACUUCAAGGGCAAAGAGUGCUACAGGGGUUCUUGAAGACUUUCUAAAUAAUGAUAAUCAGAGCUGUACUCUUUCUGGAGGCAAACAUCAUGGUCCUGUUGAAGCCCUGAAACAAAUGUUAUUUAACCUUCAAGCAGUACAAGAACGUUUUAAUCAAAAUAAGACCACAGAGCCAAACGAAGAGAUUAAACAAGUUUCAGAAGAUGAUUUCUCUAAAUACAGUUGAAAAAGUAUGAUCCUAUUACCAGGGUCGCUUCAGAAGGCUUUGCACCCUUUCUCUGCGCUUUGAGAGACCUGGUUGAUGAUACCAAUGGGAGGAGCGCGAAGUGGGAGAGAGAAGAGUGUCGUGAGUAUCACCACAGAACGAGAUGCAUUUUUUUGUUGACUUAAAUGACAAAGUAGAUGAGUAGCGCGUACGUAUUUUUGAUUGUGCGGGAUUAUGAGUGAUGUGUGCGUGAGAAGAGCAGUGAAACUUGAAAAGUCCAUUAGGUUUUAGGACCUGUCUUCAUUUUGUGCCAACCAGUACUAGAUGUGAAGUGAGUCGCGACGUAGUGAUGUGAAGUGUUGUACUUUCAGUGUGUGUGCGGCAAAUGUCGUCAUAUUUAAAGAUGAUGACUUCGGUGUUGUGUGAGUACCUGGAUUUAACCUGUGUUGCGAGUGCGUGAGCAUUGUAUUACUCUGGUUCAGAGUCAUUUAAGAAACUUUUACUGUUUUUAUCCAAAAUUCUUAUUAUGUGAAAUAUGACUGUUUUUAGAGUAUAGUUAGCGGAUACUUAGAAGCGCUUAAAGGAAUAUAAAAUUGUUAUUGUGUAUGUCAUCUAUGCAGAAGUCUGGUACUUUGAAAUUUUAGUGAGAAUGUGUGUGUUGAGGAUACAUUGUAAUUUGAAAGUGUAGAUGUGAGUGAGCGUGUGUGAGAAGGAAUGUUGUAUUGUGACAUUCAAGGGAACCUCUCCAGUGCUCUAAUUAGUACUCUUCGGUUCGUGAUGUAAGAUCAAUAUUGAUUAAUGUUGCGUUUGCGAGCGCGUUGUUGGAGUAUUUAGAAUUUAAUAUUUUCCAAUAUAUAGGUUGUUUCCAGAUUUUAAUUUUGGGGUUAGCUCAAACUUCGUUGAAAACUGAGUCGAAUGCGCGAGUGUGUAGUGUUGUGAUAAUUAAAACUUAAAAAUGUUUAUGAAAAUCACGGAAAGCAAACUCUGUAUUUGUAGAGCGAAUUGUGUGAAGUGUGUGUGUGUGUAACACAACUGUUCUUAAGUUUGUCUCUAGCUGAACCGAACAAGCUCUGUAAUUUUUACCAAGCACUUAUUAUUGAUACUUCUUAUAAGUAGUAAGCAUCUUUAUUAACACAACUGAGAAUUAAGUCAUAAAACAUAACUAAUACAGCACAUUACAGCCUGAUGACAUUAAAGAAUGUGUAUAUAUAACUACCACAGAUUAACACUUCACCCAAAUGAUAGCGUUUUUCCUCAGUAGAUUUAUUGUCAAAUAGGAAUUUCUAAGCACAUUGAGUCAAAGCAUUUUUUCCAAGUUAAUAAAACAUCAUUUAACAUCUUUGUUAGAGGUGACACGUCAAACACUACAGUGAGCUCUGUGGGUUUUAUUUGUUUGUUUGUUUGUUUUUUGCCAGUGAGUUUUUUACCAUGCUGCUCUGACCAGUUUGAGAGGCAAUCACCAACGGAUUUGUUUUCUUUAUUCUGUGGAGAUGUUUUUGCCACUGACACUGUUUUCUGAUUAUAGUCUGCUUCAUAGAAAAUAGCCUGCAUAAACAAACAAGGAAUUACUUUGAAAUUAAAGUAUGCCUGACUAUUAAAAAUGCAGAGUUUAGGUGGGUAAACAUCAGGUAGGUCUGGGUGGGUCAUAUUCUAGGCCUAGAAAAAUCCACUGUUAGACAAGUUCUAAAGAAGGCAAGGAGAUAAAGGCAUCAGGUGGUAACUUCUAAUUGAAUAUUAUAUGUUGAUCAUACAUAAUAUAUACUAUGCCUGGAAAUUGUAAUGACUGAAAAGCACCUAUUUGGUUAGUGCUCCUAUUUAUGAGACUGUAUCUCCAAUACUAAAUGAGAUAAGCUUGUUCUAAAAUCUUAUAGCCAGUAUUUUAAGAAACUUGAUUAUACUUACCAAAGGAACAUUGUUUUCUCUUGUUUUAAAUAUGGAGAGGUUUAAUCCUUUACCUAACAAAGGAAUUAAUUUUAGCAAAAUGAUUCAUUCCAACCUUCUUAUAAGAAAUCUCUAGGAGAGUCAACUAAGAAAAAUAACGAAUCUAAGUGAUAAACAUUCAAGAAAUACUCUAAGUAAGAGAUUUAAUUACAAUUUUAAUAUCUCAGGAUUCUUUUUAGGUUUCCAGGGGAAAAGAGCAGGAUAAUAGUGUGGAGACUGCUAAGUUGAGAAUUUAAAAGAAAUGAGAACAUAAAAUUUUUAAAAUUGCAUUGUGAAUGUAAAAUUUUUAUCUUUUGCUCUCUUUUAGAUGUGUUGAGAAAAUGUUAAAUAGAAAAAAGUAAGAAAUUUUAAUAAGAUGUUUCAGAUCUUUGAGUAUGAAAAAUAUAACAAAAAAGCCUAAUUUCAAAAGACUAUUUGAGAUCAAGGGACAAUGGUGUGACCAGUAUGAAGGGUCAAGACUGAAAUAUAUUGUCUUUACUAUCAAGAACUCUACUUUCAGUUUUUUCUCACAGUUAAUUUCAGCUUCAUAGAGUUUUCUGACCAAAUUAAAAAACACUGUUUUCUUGGGUUUGUUUUGGGUAUAUGUCAUUAUAGUUAUGUUAUUUCUUGUUGAAAUUUAUAAUUGUGGGGUUUUUUUAUUGUUUUAAUAUUUAAUGGUGUAUAAUGUGUUAUUAAAUUAUACGUAGUUAUACCAAAAUGUUGCCUGAAGAUAAAUCAUGACAAGGUCCCAUGUUUAUUUCUAUGUUAUAGAUACCUGGAAUUGAUCUUGUAGAUUUGAAUUUUUGUUUCAUUUUUUUCUGUCCCACCCUUUGCUCUGUAUAUCUCAGAACAUUUUUGGUAGAAGUGCUAUCCAGAAGUGAACUUGUCAAAAGGCAAGUAGCAUGAAAGGAGACAGAAGAAGCAAAAGGCCAAUACAGAGGAUAAUUUCUGAGCACUUGAAGUUUCUUCAAAUGUGCAAGACUGUGUGUCUUCCUAUUAGAUGUAUGAAUUGGAUAUUUCAUGCCUAAUUAAAUGUGUUGGAUUGCAGUGCCUAUCAUACAGCGAUUGGAGUAAAUUGAGGCCUAAUCCUGAACAUAUUGUAGAGCAUAUUGUUAGAUAUUUUUCCUGUGAUAUUUGAAGUUAUUAUUUUCCCAUUUCCUUUUUCUUUUUUUCUUUGUAAUCAUAUGUCCCUAAGAUUGUUUUCCUUUUUUGGACCAAAAACAAGAACAAAAACUUAGCUUUUUAUCCUCCCAGUGUAUUCUGCAUUGUCCUUACCCUAGAUCAGCCCCUUCUGUGUAACAGUUUUUCUCACAAUGUAGCAACUUUUAUCUACCCUUCAGUACUUUCACUGGGACUAGUUCAUUCAUUUUCAAAUAGCUAUUUCAACCUUUAACCUCUCCUGUCUUUGUCUUUUACACAGAAGCCAGAGUGACUGGUCUUGGCAAGACUCUGUUGUGUAUCACCACUGUAACCUUAAUGAUUUGUUUCAGCAAAUUUGCUGUAGUUCAAUUGCUUUACUCAGAUUCCCCCAAACUUUAUAUGUGUAUUCUCACCUUUGUGUAUAUUAUUUCUCAUGCAUGAAAUACUCAAUUUUUAUUCUUUUAUCUAAAGCUUACGCUACAUUUCUUUAAAGCUCUGACCAAGUAUUUUAUUUUGUCCCUAAACAUUCUAACUAUCCACCAAACUGUGGUAAGUUGGCUUUUCUUUUUCCUUCCCCUGUCAUUUAUUUACCUGUUAUAUUUCAUUUUAAUAUUUUGGAUGGUACCUCUUAUACUAUGUUGUAUUCCUAGACAAGGAAAUGUAUAUCAAAAUAUGUUAGAUGAUUGAUUGUUUUAUCUCCUCGAUGAUAGAACUUUUUAUACUGCUUUACAGAAUCAAGAAAAAGUAAAGUGUAUUUUACAUAGUGGUUUUAAGUAUUGACUGAUUGAUAUUCUAAACCUGGUUUCCUGUAUAAAGUUGUAAGUUCAAGAUAAAGAGACCACAUUCUU